AUGCUGGCUAGGGCAGAUUUCGACAAGCACGAAGCUUCUCCGGAGCCUUUCUUGCGGGAUAUCCCUAUCAAAGAGAUGGAGCAUGUCCAGGUCACACUCAUGAUGCAUUCAUCUGGGCCCACCGGCCUCCCUAAGCUAUUGUUUCUAUCUCAUCGGAGUCUUUUGGCAUCUGUGGUCUCGGGGACUGGUCUCAAGGCAUUCAAUCCCUUACCCUGGUAUCAUCUACAUGGUCUGUUAACUUCUAUACAAGCCAUGUGGAUGCGUAAGACGGCUCACUUGUUCAAUGCGCACUUGCCGUUAACGGCAGACAAUCUAAUUUCAGUUCUCAAGUCUGUCCAGCCUGAGAUUUGCCAUACGGUCCACUAUACGUUGAAGUUAAUAGCAGAGAGACAGGACGGAAUAGAUGCCCUAAAGAGGUGCAAGUUUGUGACGUCGGCCGGGGCUAGGACUCCGGACGAGCUUGGAAAUCGAGUAGUCGAGCAGGUCGGCCAUACGGGUGAUUCCAUCCAUCGUGGACCCGGCGAUGAUUCUUGGGAUUAUAUCCGGCCGUACGCCAACUUGCGCGAGCACAUGGCCUUUAAAAAGUUCGAUGAUAGUACAUAUGAGAUUAUAUACCUGAAUACUCAUCCUGCGCUCAUGACUGCUAAUUCGAACGACCCGCCUGGCUCUUUUCACUCAGGUGACCUCUUCGUCCCUCACCCUACUAUGGACUGGGCCUGGAAGGACGUUGGCCGUGCCGAUGAUAGGGUGACUCUUCUGAGCGGAGAAAAGAUUCUUCCAUUGGGCGCGGAGGGCACUGUUCGCGAGAGUCCACUCGUGCGAGAUGCCCUAAUGGUCGGUAAAGAUCGCCUCGUACCUGGCCUUUUGGUGUUUCGCUCUACAGCCGCCGCUGGUUUAUCAGACGAUGCGGUUAUCGAGGCCAUCCGAUUGUCACAAGACAGAGCGAACAAUAUCGCCGACGAGUUUGCGCGUAUCACUCCCGACAUGACAGUCCCGCUCGCUGCGGAUGUUGAAUACCCCGUUACCGACAAAAACAAUAUCAUCCGUGCUGCCGCAUACGCUCGUUUCGAAAAUGUAAUCGAGGGCUUAUACGCUGGAGACAAGGACACCACCAAUGGGCGGGAUCGCAAAAACCUGGCGCUAGAUAUUGGGCAACUCGAACAGUUCAUACUGAGACUCAUCCGCGAGCAAGCGGGCAUCAAAGUGCCGGACAUCGAAACCGAUCUCCUCGGCGCGGGAGUAGAUAGUCUACGUGCUGCCCAGAUACGCAGAUUAUUGCAACGGGCCCUCGAUCUUGGCGGACAUUCGCUACGUACUAAUGUCGUCUACGAUGCAGGAUCUGUAGCAAGGCUUGCCCGGCUCCUCUAUGCAAUGCGCGCUGGCGAGGAGCUUGAGAAUGCACGUCCAAGUGACGAUGAUGAAAUAGUCAAGAUGCAGAAGAUUAUUACCGACUAUAGUAAAUUUCAAAUGUGGUCGCCAGGGAGUCUACCGGCACCCGAAAGAGAUGUUGUGAUUCUUACGGGUGCGACCGGCGGCCUCGGCGCGCAUUUACUCAAGCAACUCCUCGACGACCCUAAGGUAGAGCGUGUUAUUUGCCUUGUACGGGAUAACGACGCCUUGGCUCGUAUCAACGAGUCCAUGAAGAUCCGGAAACUUGAUACACGCGUGAGCGAUGAUAAGAAACCGACAGCUCUGACAACAAACAACCUGGGCGCUCCAGAUCUCGGUCUCUCGCCAGAAAGCUACUUAAACCUGCAGCAGUCGGCUACUCUUAUCAUCCACGCAGCAUGGCCCCAGUCCUGCGCGUCUCCCAUUCGCAAGCAGUAUCUCAUCUCGACCGCGUUCCAAAUGCCCACGCCCGCCAACGUACCCGAGGGGCCCUUGUCAUCUCCCAGCUUCGCAGCACCGACGGGGUACGCGCGUUCAAAGCUUAUAGGUGAGCGUAUCUGUGCGGCUGCCGCAGCGUGCGGGGGUGCGGUUGGUGUCUUACGCACAGGCCAAAUCUCAGCCGACACUGUCAACGGAAUCUGGAACGAUAAAGAGGCUAUCCCGAUCCUAGUCCGUAGUGCGACAGAGGUCCAUGCGCUACCUCGUCUCGAGGGGGAUCACGACAUUUGUGAUUGGAUGCCGGUGGACACGGUGGCUCGAACGUGUCUGCAGCUUGCCGAGAAGCUCAAUGCCAACACGAACGAACCGGCAUUCUAUAAUAUUAAACCACCGCAUUAG
Molecule: messenger RNA, 2226 nt
Organism: Daldinia vernicosa
Lineage: Eukaryota; Fungi; Ascomycota; Sordariomycetes; Xylariales; Hypoxylaceae
Exons: 5
Coding region: 1-2226 (741 amino acids)
Molecular function (GO): phosphopantetheine binding
Source: RefSeq, a predicted model, not a curated record